Molecule: messenger RNA, 2174 nt
Organism: Nymphaea colorata (pocket water lily)
Lineage: Eukaryota; Viridiplantae; Streptophyta; Magnoliopsida; Nymphaeales; Nymphaeaceae
Product: protein JINGUBANG-like
Exons: 1
Coding region: 497-1843 (448 amino acids)
Molecular function (GO): protein binding
Source: RefSeq, a predicted model, not a curated record
GAAAUCCUCAACUACUAGAACUUGAAGGGCCAUUGUCGCGAGAAAGAAGACACCAGAGAUCUGAUCAGAUCCAUCUCAGCCGAAGACCCGGAUUACCGCAAGCCCGUCAUUCUCUCCGCCCAGCGGCAGGCCGCACUCUCCGGCGCGCUGCGAGCCACGUGGCUUGCUAACCGCAGCUACCCGUCAUCCUUCGUGGCGUUCGCUCCUUUUGGGUUUUAUAUCUACAUCGCUGCCCAGCCCACCGUAACCUUUUCAAAUUUCCAUCUCCCCGUUUCGUCCGUUGGUUCCCGCAACGUCUUCCUCUUCGCUCGCCGGCUGGUUGGCUUCUCUCCGUCCAUUUCCCUACUUCCCCUCUCAUCUAUCUCCCUCUCCCGCACCCUGAACGUAGAGAAAAAACCAGAGGAGGAAGAAGAAGGAGAAGAAGAGGAGGCCCACCUUGCGGCUUCUCUCAUUUCUCUGGUGCAUGUAAACAAGAAUGUGAGAGGAGGCCACCGGGAUGGCACUCCCACCCGAACCUAGAGGCGCGGGCUCCAACUUGAUCCACUCGGACCCCGGUGCUCCUUACGCCAACGACGACGACUUCGACCCGAGGCGAAGCAGCGUCUCCACCGCCAGCCCCGGCUACUUCUCCGACCGCAACGACGGUACGAACUCGCCCUUCGUCAUGUCGCCCUGGAACCAAACGGCUUCCUACGACCCCCCCUGGACCCAGGCGCCGUUUCCGCAAGAGGAUAACCACGAGGCCGGCCACGGGCUCAUCGGAUCGUUGGUGCGAGAGGAAGGUCAUAUCUAUUCGCUGGCCGCAUCGGGCGACCUGCUGUACACUGGCUCGGACAGCAAGAACAUCAGGGUGUGGAAAAACCGAGAGGAGUACGGUGGGUUCAAGUCGCACAGUGGGCUGGUGAAGGCAAUUAUAAUAUCCAGUGAGAAGAUCUUCACCGGCCACCAGGACGGCCGGAUCCGUGUCUGGCAGGCGUCACCGAAGAAACCUGGGGUGCACAAGCGGGUUGGAACGCUCCCGACGACAAGGGCUCUUCUCAAGUGUUCACUCAAUCCCAGCAACUACGUCGAGAUCCGGCGCCACCGAAGCGCGCUCUGGAUCAAGCACCAUGACGCUGUGUCCUGCCUGAGCAUCAGCGAAGAACAAGGGAUUCUUUACUCCGGGUCGUGGGACCGGACGGUGAAGGUCUGGCGAGUCUCGGACUCGAAGUGCCUGGAGUCGAUCAGCGCCCACGAGGACGCCGUCAACUCGGUUGUGGCAGCCUUCGACGGGCUGGUGUUCACCGGCUCGGCGGACGGGACGGUGAAGGCGUGGCGGCGGGAGGUGCAGGGGAAGAGCUCGAAGCACGUGCUCGUCCACACGCUGCUUGCCCAGGAAUGCGCUGUCACCGCACUCGUGGUGAACCCAUCUGACUCCGUCCUCUACUGUGGGUCGUCCGACGGGAUGAUCAACUUCUGGGAUCGGGAGAAGCAGCUGUCGCACGGCGGGGUGCUCAAGGCCCACAAGCUUGCCGUGCUCUGCCUGGCUGCUGCGGGCUGCCUCGUCUUCAGCGGCUCCGCGGACAAGAGCAUCUGCGUCUGGAGGCGGGACGGCGGUGUCCACUCAUGCCUGUCCGUGCUCCACGGCCACGGGGGCCCCGUGAAGUGCAUCGCGGUCGAGGCCGACCAGGAGAACGGGGGCACGUCCGAUGGCGACAGGCGGUGGAUACUGUACACUGGCAGCCUCGACAAGUCGGUCAAGGUGUGGAGGGUGAGCGAGGUCCCGCCUGAGAUGGGUCAGUGGGCGCGCGGCCCAGCUCAGCCUGAGGACCCCGCCGCCUCAUUCCCCGGACCGGCGCGGUGACUGCGGAGUUGAUUAACAGGGCGGAACGUGAGCUGGGUUCCGACUGGUGGACUGCGGCAUGUUCCGUCACGAGACGAGUGAAUCAUGGCGACGCUGGUGGUGGUGGUGGUGGUGAUCGAACCGGGAUCGUCCAGGCUCCUGGCUCCGGACCAUGAGGUGGGUGCGUGGGCUGGCGCUCGGUUAUCAAUAUCUUUGUAUAUGUAAUGUGAAGGACACAAGUUGAAUGGAAGCAUUUAGCAUUUCUCAUCGCAAUAUGGGUUGUAAUAUGGUGAGGCACUUGUUUGUAUGUUUGCUACUACUGGUUAUUAGAAAAAAAAAAAGAAAAAAUAAA